CAUCUUUAUUUUAUUUUAUUUUAUUUUAUUUUAUUUCUGUGGCCCUGACCCAUCACGUCCUGGGGCCCCCGUGGAUCUUCGAGUUUUGGACCACCUGGGCCAGGGCAUCCAGACAGCGCUUCCUGGGAGCUCCAGGGAAGCGGGAAGACAGUCCCCGGGCAUCCCACCUUUCUGCCCCAGAGAACGAGCCGGGCCCCUUCUCAUCUCUUUUCUUGUCUGUCUUUUCCCGGCCCUUGUCUCCUCUCUUUGCCUCUGCUGUUUCUACCUUCAUUCCCUGGAGACCCAGGUCUGCUGGACCUAGCCAUCCCCUCUGGGGCCAUGGGAUCGCUGCUUGGGCUACUGUCACUGCUGCUGCUGUGGGGUGCUGUGGCUGAGGGCCCGGCCAAGAAGGCGCUGACCCUGGAAGGGGAUCUGGUGCUGGGUGGGCUGUUCCCAGUGCACCAGAAAGGUGGUCCCACAGAGGAGUGUGGGCCUGUCAAUGAACACCGUGGUAUCCAGCGCUUGGAGGCCAUGCUUUUCGCACUGGACCGCAUCAACCGCGACCCCCACCUGCUGCCUGGUGUGCGCUUGGGUGCACACAUUCUCGACAGCUGCUCCAAGGAUACACACGCCCUAGAGCAGGCACUGGACUUCGUACGUGCCUCGCUCAGUCGCGGUGCUGAUGGCUCACGCCACAUCUGCCCUGACGGCUCUUAUGCCACCCAUGGUGACGCACCCACGGCCAUCACCGGUGUUAUUGGUGGUUCCUACAGUGACGUCUCCAUCCAGGUGGCCAACCUCCUGCGGCUCUUUCAGAUCCCACAGAUCAGCUAUGCCUCCACCAGUGCCAAGCUAAGUGACAAGUCCCGCUAUGACUACUUUGCCCGCACGGUGCCCCCAGACUUCUAUCAAGCCAAAGCCAUGGCUGAGAUACUCCGUUUCUUCAACUGGACCUACGUGUCCACCGUGGCAUCCGAGGGUGACUACGGCGAGACGGGUAUCGAGGCCUUUGAGUUAGAGGCCCGUGCCCGCAACAUCUGCGUGGCCACCUCCGAGAAGGUGGGCCGUGCCAUGAGCAGAGCAGCCUUCGAGGGCGUGGUGCGAGCCCUGCUGCAGAAGCCCAGUGCCCGGGUGGCUGUCCUGUUCACCCGCUCCGAGGAUGCCCGUGAGCUGCUCGCAGCCACCCAGCGUCUCAAUGCCAGCUUCACCUGGGUGGCCAGCGAUGGCUGGGGGGCCCUGGAGAGCGUGGUGGCAGGCAGUGAGGGGGCCGCGGAGGGUGCCAUCACCAUCGAGCUGGCAUCCUACCCCAUCAGUGACUUUGCCUCCUACUUCCGGGGUCUGGACCCCUGGAACAACAGCCGUAACCCCUGGUUCCGUGAGUUCUGGGAACAGAGGUUCCGUUGCAGCUUCCGGCAGCGAGACUGCGCGGCACACUCUCUGCGGGCAGUGCCUUUUGAACAGGAGUCCAAGAUCAUGUUCGUGGUCAAUGCGGUGUAUGCCAUGGCCCAUGCGCUGCACAAUAUGCACCGUGCCCUCUGCCCCAACACCACCCGCCUCUGCGAUGCCAUGAGACCCGUCAAUGGGCGUCGCCUCUACAAGGACUUCGUGCUCAACGUCAAGUUCGAUGCCCCCUUCCGCCCCGCUGAGACCCACAACGAGGUCCGCUUCGAUCGCUUUGGUGAUGGCAUCGGACGUUACAACAUCUUCACCUAUCUGCGCGCAGGCAGCGGGCACUAUCGCUACCAGAAGGUGGGCUACUGGGCCGAAGGGCUGACCCUGGACACCAGCCUCAUCCCGUGGGCCUCCCCCUCAGCCGGCGCCCUCCCCACCUCCCGCUGCAGUGAGCCCUGCCUGCAGAACGAAGUGAAGAGCGUCCAGCCUGGCGAGGUGUGUUGCUGGCUCUGCAUCCCGUGCCAGCCCUACGAGUACCGCCUGGACGAGUUCACCUGCGCCGACUGCGGCCUGGGCUACUGGCCCAAUGCCAGCCUGACGGGCUGCUUUGAGUUACCCCAGGAGUACAUCCGCUGGGGCGACGCCUGGGCAGUGGGACCUGUCACCAUCGCCUGCCUAGGCGCUCUGGCCACCCUCUUUGUGCUAGGCGUCUUUGUGCGCCACAACGCCACACCUGUGGUCAAGGCCUCUGGUCGAGAGCUCUGCUAUAUCCUCCUGGGAGGGGUCUUCCUCUGCUACUGCAUGACCUUCGUCUUCAUCGCCAAGCCGUCCACGGCCGUGUGCACCCUACGGCGCCUUGGUUUGGGCACCGCCUUCUCCGUCUGCUACUCCGCCCUCCUCACCAAGACCAACCGCAUCGCGCGCAUCUUCGGGGGGGCCCGGGAGGGCGCCCAGCGACCACGCUUCAUCAGUCCCGCCUCACAGGUGGCCAUCUGCCUGGCGCUCAUCUCGGGCCAGCUGCUCAUUGUGACGGCCUGGCUGGUGGUGGAGGCACCGGGCACGGGCAAGGAGACAGCCCCCGAACGGCGGGAAGUGGUGACACUGCGUUGCAACCACCGCGACGCAAGCAUGCUGGGCUCGCUGGCCUACAACGUGCUCCUCAUCGCCCUCUGCACGCUCUAUGCCUUCAAGACCCGCAAGUGCCCCGAGAACUUCAACGAGGCCAAGUUCAUUGGCUUCACCAUGUACACAACCUGCAUCAUCUGGCUGGCAUUCCUUCCCAUCUUCUACGUCACCUCCAGUGACUAUCGGGUUCAGACCACCACCAUGUGCGUAUCAGUCAGUCUCAGCGGGUCUGUGGUGCUCGGCUGCCUCUUCGCGCCCAAGCUGCACAUCAUCCUCUUCCAACCGCAGAAGAAUGUGGUGAGCCACCGGGCACCCACCAGCCGCUUUGGCAGUGCCGCCCCCAGGGCCAGCGCCAGCCUUGCUCAAGGGUCUGGCUCCCAGUUUGUUCCCACCGUUUGCAACGGCCGCGAGGUGGUGGACUCAACGACGUCAUCGCUUUGAAGACUGCGUACUCCUGCCCUGACACGGCUGCUCCCCAAAACCCAGUGUCAACCUACUACGUCCAUGGCCAGGAGGAAGUUGGCUGGAGCACUGCAAUAAUACCCACCCGCCCCCCAAAGUCACUUACCCACCCACUUGUCUCAACUCUUCUGUCCGAAGUCAGGGUCUUUAGGCUGGGGAGCCUCUCUGCGGCCACCAGUUGUCCUUGUAACAGUGUCCCUUGCUUGUCAAGACUGGGACUCAGAAAGGAGAGAGCCAGGGUCCACUGUGCCCUGGAACAAGGUGGCCCAACCCCCAAUCAGCAAAGGUGCUUCCAGCCCAGCCCCCAACCUCCAGGGUCUUUUUAAUUUUUUUAUAUAAGUUAAUGGAGAGGGUGGUUAUUGUGGGGGCCAUUCCCUCCCUGUCCUGCACAGUAGU
Jaculus jaculus (lesser Egyptian jerboa) is the source of this 3354-nucleotide messenger RNA. RefSeq names its product glutamate metabotropic receptor 2 (gene Grm2). Gene Ontology annotation, biological process: G protein-coupled glutamate receptor signaling pathway; regulation of synaptic transmission, glutamatergic. The record is from RefSeq and is a predicted model, not a curated record. Lineage: Eukaryota; Metazoa; Chordata; Mammalia; Rodentia; Dipodidae. The transcript is spliced from 6 exons. Gene Ontology annotation, molecular function: group II metabotropic glutamate receptor activity. Gene Ontology annotation, cellular component: membrane. The coding region runs from base 319 to 2937 and encodes 872 amino acids.